This is a messenger RNA of Fusarium redolens, 854 nucleotides long. RefSeq lists its product as uncharacterized. NCBI's taxonomy places the organism in Eukaryota, Fungi, Ascomycota, Sordariomycetes, Hypocreales, Nectriaceae. The record is from RefSeq and is a predicted model, not a curated record. The transcript has 2 exons. Bases 97 to 669 code for a protein of 190 amino acids.
GGAUGUCUCCUCUUUAACAUCUCUCACACAACGCAUGACUUGAGCCAUAAUAUCAAUACCUUUCUCCCAAAGCCUCUUUAACCCGCUGGAGGAAACAUGUCUUUGCCACCUCCUCCUCCACCGCCGUCUUUUCGGGCCCCAGCGACCGACACUGGCGCCCGCCAAACUCCAUCGGCGUCGGUUGUUUCUGAGAACGGUCCAGCUGGAGGCCUAUUGCUUGAGUUGAUCAAGCACAAUGGAGCGCCAUUUAACGACCACUGGGCCUACUUCGUCCAAUCAACCUCGAAUUCUUGUGUUGGUAUCGUCUAUGAAGCUAUCGGCGACGUACGCAGCGGAUUUCAACUCCAGGUCCGAAGGAAUCAUAAUCUGACUUCUGAUCCACCUUCGACUCGGAUUCCACUGCAGUGGAUUGACAGAAAAUUCAUGAACGAAGAGUCGAUGCUUAAUGGAGAAGAUUUUAUGCCUGUUUGCAUCUUUGAGGAAAGCCUACAUAAGGUCAAAGUGCCCGGGAAGACAUUAAAUAACACGAGCGAAAGUGAAGCUCCCAAGAAGAGAAUCGUACAAAGGAACUGUCAAACAUGGAUCGUCGAGUCGGCGGAUCAACUAGUCGCGGACGGUAUUCUCUCUCCAGAUGCCGCUUCAUACCUUUAUGUAGCGAAGCAAGUCUAACGAGCCGUCAAGGUGCUGUAUUUGAUGAGCUGAAGUUUCCAACGUUUUCUGUCAGGGUUGUCAUCAAUAAGCCAAGCAUGGUGCCAUGGAGAAUAGUUAACACUGGACACGGAGUCUUGAUUAUUCAGAAGAGCUUUAAUUCUAGACCAAUUCGUCGAUCCUUUUGCUACAAGUGGUUAUCACCC